Molecule: messenger RNA, 288 nt
Organism: Mesorhabditis belari
Lineage: Eukaryota; Metazoa; Nematoda; Chromadorea; Rhabditida; Rhabditidae
Source: the annotation of a GenBank genome assembly
AUGUGUUGGGAUUUCGAUGACGAUUUGGGUCUCUCUGAUCCCGAUGUGGUGCCUUUUCGAGGAAAGGAACUCUGCUAUCUCGCUCUCUUCUUCUCGGGUGCCGUCCUUCUCUUGGUGAUCAUGUACGAGGUUUUGAUGCCAGUCUUCAAUAAUCCCACUUAUCCUUUCUACAAUCAUGUCCUCGAUUAUUCCUAUCAUCCAUCAGUUAAAGGAGAGCUUGUCGCCCCAAGGCAUCCACGCGAUCUUUUUCAUUCGUCAUUUUCCUCUUCUGCGGGUAACCAAUCACUU